UAAACCCGGAAAGAUCGCUCACGUUACCGUGGUCACCCAUCCGUUUCCUGCCUCAGCAGCAGAGUUGUAUCGGGAGACAGGGAAGACCGAACAACACCAUAACCUCAACCAACUCUACAAUGAAACUACCACCAAUAGUAUCCUCUCUCGAGGUCGGCUUCUUCACGAUACUGCUGGUGACUGGUCUCUCCACUCCAGGCCAGGCUGAAAUUACCAGUCUAGACACAGGAAACAUUGAAGACAUCCUCAACAAUGCUGGAGUGGCGUUGGUUAAUUUCUAUGCAGACUGGUGUAGAUUCAGCCAGAUGCUCCAGCCUAUCUUUGAGGAGGCAUCGAACAUCGCGAGGGAGGAGUUUCCUGAUGUCACUCAGGUGGUGUUUGCGCGCGUUGACUGUGAUCAGCACUCCGACAUAGCUCAGCGGUACAGGAUCAGUAAGUACCCUACGUUGAAGUUGUUCCGUAAUGGAAUGAUGAUGAAGAGGGAAUAUAGAGGUCAGAGGUCAGUCACAGCCAUCGCUGACUUCAUCCGCCAGCAGAAGGUCGAUCCCAUUAAAGAGAUACACAGUCUGGAGGAGGUCAACUCUGCAGAUAGGGACAGGCGUAACAUUAUUGGUUACUUUGACCAGAAGGAUUCUGAGAACUACCACACGUUUGAGAAGGUGGCCAACAUCCUCCGAGACGACUGUGUGUUUCUCGCUGCCUUCGGUGACGUGUCCCAGACAGAGAGGUUCAGUGGUGAUAAUGUGAUCUAUAAACCGAUGGGGGAGACUGUUCCUGACAUGGUGUACCUGGGCUCACUAACCAACUUUGAUCUCACCUACGCUUGGGCGCAGGACAAAUGUGUCCCUCUGGUCCGCGAGAUCACCUUCGAAAACGGAGAGGAGCUGACUGAAGAAGGGAUCCCAUUCCUCAUCCUGUUUCACGUGAAGGAGGACACAGAGAGCUUGGAGAAGUUCCAGCACGAGGUGGCACGCCAGCUCAUCAGCGAGAAAGGAUCUAUAAAUUUUCUGCAUGCGGACUGUGAAAAGUUCCGUCACCCACUGCUGCACAUCCAGAAGACGCCAGCAGACUGUCCUGUCAUUGCUAUAGACUCCUUCAGACACAUGUAUGUGUACCCUGAGUUCAGAGACAUUGAGAUCCCAGGGAAGCUGAGGCAGUUUGUUCUGGACCUCCACUCUGGGAAGUUACACAGAGAGUUCCACCAUGGCCCAGACCCGACAGACAGCACACCUGGACAGGAGGAGAUUGGUGAGGUGGCCAGUAACCCACCAGAGAGUUCCUUCCAGAAGUUAGCCCCCAGUGAGACGCGCUACACACUCCUCAGGGACCGUGAUGAACUGUGACCUCAACGACUUUACCACAACCCUGACCUAUGACCCACGACCCCAUGGCAUGCCCUGGAGUCAGUGUCCAGAGUCAGGACAGGCCAGAGGGAUGGGACAGCAACACCCCAACUCACCCCCAACACCCUUAAUGGAGAGAGAGGAGGAAGACAGGAUAAGGAAGACCAGAGAGUAGGUUAAAUCCAGGACAGCCGUGUUGGAAUAACCUAUAUUUUCAUAACUCUUACGUGUACAAUUUUUUUAUUUUAGAUAAAAAGGAUGAAACCAGAAGAAGAAAAUGGUGUGGGGUGGGGUGGGGUUGGGAUUAGGACAAAAAAAAGAAGCAAAGCGUUUUAACUUUUAUUUUUGGAGCUUGUAAAUAAUAAUAGUGCUUGUGCUGAGUGAGCGUUGGUCUUUGUCAUCCUGAUCUAAAUUAAAAAACGAUUUACUUUAGGUUCAAAAACAUGUAGCACCCUUUUUUUUGACGAGUGAGAUCCCUUGCUCCGGUUGUUCAGUCUCAUUAUGGUUCUUAUCUGUGUGUAGUCCAGCUCAGUCCCGUUUGAGUGAGAGAGGGUCCUGGAGGACUACAGUGUCUCGGCUGCAUCUCAAUAGUUCACCCCCCUCUUCUCCUUUCCUUUAUUUAAACUGAUGUGAAAGCAUAUUUCUGGCAGGUAUCCACUAUGCUGCUUCCACCUAUCCUAUGAUUUGAAAUAGGAUGAGAGGAGACGAGGAAAGGAACACAGAGUAUUGAGAUGCAGCUUUCCUCUCCCUGGUACUAAACUCAUGCAACUGAUGGGCCAGAGAGCCUAUUCACCUAAGUCACGUUCAGGAGGCACAAAAUGGUAGAACAUGUUUAGAAACAACGGAGAUACUACCAUAAACUGUCCAAUAGUUAAAUGUUUGUUUCCAUUGUCUGUCAGAAAAGCAUUUUCUCCCUUUUGUACUUGAACGUGCCCCAGAUCUGCAAUACUGACUCGGACGGUAGUUCCUAAAGGCUGAGAGGUGUCAGUCAGACACUGCUGCUCUAGAGGACAGGAGGGGAAUCUCACACUGAAGGAGAAAAAUCAGACUCUGGGCUGCAUCUCAAUCGUCUGCAGUGGCUUCUUCUCCAUCUGCACUGGUCUGACACAGGCCAGGCCACGCCCACUUAGCAACAAGUCCAGGUGACAGCAAUAUGGAAGAAGCUGACCUGGAAAGUAUCCUUAUUUCACCUGUCACUCAAAUCAGUUCAGAUGGAGCAAUGAAAGGAGACGAGGAGUAUUGAGACGCAUGCUGUGUGUUUAUUUAUAGUACUGUGUGUACAGUCCCUCCCUAGAACCCAACAGUACCCUGAUCUGACCAAUCACGAAGGGAGGGUUAAAGGGGGAGAAAUCUCAUUUCUAAAUCAGUCAUCUCGGAGAGGGAGAAAAUAAAACAAGUAAAUGAAACCAUUUUA
Molecule: messenger RNA, 2757 nt
Organism: Oncorhynchus mykiss (rainbow trout)
Lineage: Eukaryota; Metazoa; Chordata; Actinopteri; Salmoniformes; Salmonidae
Product: endoplasmic reticulum resident protein 44
Biological process (GO): protein folding
Cellular component (GO): endoplasmic reticulum membrane; endoplasmic reticulum-Golgi intermediate compartment
Molecular function (GO): protein disulfide isomerase activity
Source: RefSeq, a predicted model, not a curated record